UGUUUUCAGUAUGUCUCCAGGAAUCGUAUUUGCGGCUCUGUCCGUCUGUACCCUGUGCCUUUGUGCACCACCAGAACUGGUUGGUACCAAGAACAACCAAGAAGACCAAAUCGAUCCUAGCAUACCAAAGAUAAAAGAUAAUAAUGACACGCCAAGUGCAUUGCCAAAUGAUAGUGCUGUGCUACAAGCCAUGAUAAAUGAUGCAGAUGACACCAUGGGACACCUUACAGCUAUCAUCACUGUGCUAAACUCAUUCAAUACACUCUUGGGGUACACAGAUGACUCAAUAAGCAUUAGGCUAAUAGAAAGGUUGGGUGAGGUCUAUGUCGACCUAGAGGAUCCAAAAAGAGAAAAGGCACUAUAUAGGUUACUCGAUGAUGCCAAACUGUUGAGUGCUAACGUAACACAGACCAUAAACGAUGUCGAAGCAAUAUUAGAACACUAUGUAAACGCAAAGAGCAGGAAAGAGUUAAAAAACAAAGAACACAUACUGCUACCGAUGCUGAGCAAACUACUCAAUAAGACCUUGGGUGAAACCAUGGACAUGUUGAUCUCGAUGCGAGACAACAGCUUCAAAGCUGAACUCUUGAGGAAAACAGACUUCUCGUUGUUACAUGCAGAUGAGACAACGGCACUGGUAAAUGCGCUGACAAACACAUACGGCAAGACUUAUGAGGUCGACCCAAAGGACCUUGAACAUGACACCCUACACAAAAAAAUCAAAGUCAUGAAUGAUGAAUUGAAUGAACAGUUGCAAUGGCUUAACCAGCAGUCAAAUGAAAUCACGAAGUUUGCUGAGGAUCUUUGUCCAAUUGAUCCUUUAUUAAUAAAUUUUUCAUUUUAUGAGUUUCUUCAACCUCAUUUGCCUGAUCAGCGUAUGGUUUUUAUGUCUUUACACGAUUACUUAAAUGAAAUAACGGCGGUAAAUUCUUUUUUUCUUACUAUUGAAGAUGGUAUUUUUGGAAUCUCUAGGGUGUUAAAUAAAAUAUUAUUUUUGAAUUUAAUGGAUUUCUUUAAGAAAAGUAUGAUACUUCUUGAAUAUAUCUAUAAGCCGAUGCGAUGGAAUACUCAAAGAAGAAUAAAGUACUAUCUACAAUUUGCACAGUUACAAAAAAAAUAUGUGCCAUUUUUUAGCAUUAUGCAGAAAGAUGCUAAAAUGAAACUAAGAUUUGACAAAGCGAUGGGACAGCAACAAUCACAAGCAGGUGCAAUAGUUUUGCAGGAUGCCAUACAUCGAUUUUUGGUGCAAUAUUAUCAAUUUGAAUGGAAAGAACUGCAUCGUUUGGUGGAACAUUGUCAUUUUAAAAUAAACGAAGGCAAUAUAACGGAUGUGGCACUAAGACAACAAAUAAAUAAAAUACAAACCAAAGAGAAGCUUUUGCAUGUAACAUUCAAGAAAUUACAAGAUGAAUUCGAAGCCAUUAAUAAUACAAUUACCCAAGAUAUUCCAAAGAUCGUACAUGAAAAGUAUUUGCCACCAGAGUUAUACCGAAUUAAACAAGAUGUAGUAGAUAAAAUGGAUAAAGAAUUAGGCGCACUUUAUAUUGACUACGUGAUAUUAAAAACACUGAUACAAGAUAGUUAUCGCAUAAGGAAUGCAAUCAAAAAUGAUUUAAACACCAACGAGCUGGAAAUUAGUGGCCUAUUUGUGUUUUAUGAAAUGUAUAUCAAACUGUUAAAUGUAUCAAUCGAUGUGGACGAUGUUUUAGUGGAAUAUUCAGCAAUAGGCAACAAUUUGCAAAAAAGUGUGCCAAAAUUGCCAAUAAUUAGAUCCAAUGGUUUUCCUGCUCAUGCAUUGAACUGUUUAAAAGGUAUAGAUGAAAAAUACAAUAAUGUACUCUCUAGAGUUGCGGAUAUUGGGCAUAUAUUCAAUCGAGAGUAUUUAACUGUGUCAAAUGUAAAUCUGAUAAAUCAAUUUAUAGAGCAAAUAGGAAGAUUCGCCACUGGUUUCAAUUCUUACGAAUGGAAAAAAUCUUUUAACCUGUUUUACAUAACCAAACCAGCUAUUGAACACAUUAUUUCAAUCAAACUGAUGAUUCCGCGAUUGGCGUCUAUUGCUAGAGAAUUUGAAAAUUUUUUCAAGUCCAUAGAAAACAAAAUACCUAUUCUAUUAGGGGAAGUAAAAAAGUGUAUAAGCACAAUGCCUGCAGUGAAAACGCUACAGUCAACCUCAUCUUUACCGGGUGAUGCCCCUAAGACAGUGGAAGAAGUGCUACAAUCCCUAGCUAAUAAGCAAGAAGAAUAUGCUAUUGCCAACGGUUUCAAAGUUAAAUUCACAAAAGGCGAUAUUCAAUCUUCAUUGGAAAACGAAUUAAAAGUUGACAAUUUUUUGAGUCAAUCAAAAAGGUCGGAUUUUAUAGAAAGCAAAGAGAAAACGUCCUUUGCAAAAAAAUCAAGAUAUAUGACACAACAAAUCCGUAGAACUAUAGUGUCAUUCUUAUUAUUAAUGCUAUAAAUGCAAAUGUAUCGGAAUAAUCAUAAAAAA
Messenger RNA from Babesia bovis T2Bo, 2485 nucleotides. RefSeq lists its product as uncharacterized. Bases 11 to 2455 code for a protein of 814 amino acids. Lineage: Eukaryota; Apicomplexa; Aconoidasida; Piroplasmida; Babesiidae. The transcript has a single exon. The record is from RefSeq and is a predicted model, not a curated record.